This is a messenger RNA of Nicrophorus vespilloides, 1485 nucleotides long. Its product is annotated as GTP-binding protein Di-Ras1. Gene Ontology annotation, molecular function: GTP binding; GTPase activity. Lineage: Eukaryota; Metazoa; Arthropoda; Insecta; Coleoptera; Silphidae. The transcript has 2 exons. The record is from RefSeq and is a predicted model, not a curated record. Bases 348 to 1145 code for a protein of 265 amino acids.
ACAAAUUAUUUGGGAAAUAACAACGUGGAUGCAAGAACAUACAUCUGCAAAAAAAAAAUAAACACGAAAAUCCAAACUAGAACAGAGCGAUUUCGCUGGAAUUGGUCGACGCUGAAAUUGUCAGUCGAAUGCAGUUUUCGAUUAGCGAUUAGAUUGGUUUAAAACGAACCGAAUUUGCAAAUUAUAUUUCUAUUAGGACAUCGGAAUUGUGGGCGAAACGGGAGCAGAUGUUUUUGUAAUUCAGGCCGUGUAAUCUAAAGCUCCAAAUCCAAAUCCGCAUCCGUUUAUUUUUUAUUUUCGUUUCCUUCGGUGGAAGAGAGAAAAGGUACAGCCGCAUUUGCAUACAGAUGAAUAACAACGGGACAACGAUGUCUGACUACGAAAGGAUCAGGCUCGUGAUCCUCGGCGGAGCCGGCGUUGGGAAAAGCUGCAUCAUUAAACGCUUUCUAACUAACACCUACACGGACAAGUAUCGCAGCACGAUCGAGGAUCUGUACAAUAGGGAAUACGAUCUCGGUCAUAUGACCUUGAAAGUGGACAUCCUGGAUACGGCAGGAGACAUGCAGUUUCCGGCGAUGAGGAGGUUGUGCAUCGCAACGGCCCACGCUUUUCUUUUAGUGUAUGCCGUCACGUCUUCGCCGUCGUUCGAUUGCAUCAAGCAGUGCUUCGAGGAGAUCAGAGAGCAGCGGGCCGACUUUCAGGAGAUUCCCAUUGUCGUCGCCGGAAACAAGCUGGAUCUGACGUCAACACAUCGAGAAGUUCGCAUCGAAGAUGUCUCCGAAUGGGUUUUCUGUGAACUGCCCAAGUUAAGGGUGAAGGUUCUGGAAUGUUCGGCGAAAGACGACAUCAAUGUCAAGGAGAUUUUCCGCACGUUCCUGACGCUCUCUAGGAUAUUCCCGAAGGAUUCAGACGAUUCGGGGGGCCUGAAGCGACGAUCCAGCGCCUACGUGUCGGCAAGCAAAGGAGGCCGAAGGGCCGUCAGCCCUGCACCAGACAAAGACCGUUCCUUGGCCGAGGGCAGCAACUCGCAGCAGGAAUCUAGGGCCAAGCCUAGGUCCAGGUCUCUGAUCCGGAGGGCCAGCAGGAAGACCAAGCAGCAAAUUCGGGAUGCCCACAACGCCGUCGAGGAAUGUACCGUAUCCUAAACUUGACUCCUCAAACUCGCACAACCCUUCGUGUAUAUACGAAGGAUGAUACACACCACCCCUCCCCGAACAUGUUUUAAUUACGACAGCUAUUGUUUCGAUAAUUGACACAUAAUGUGAUAAAUUAAUGUUAGCACUUCGAUAUGUAACAAAAACACCGGAUGGAAACGAUCAUUUUCUACUACUUUCGAAACGAUUGUUCGUUCGUUCUUUCUUUGAUACACAACGAGAGCUUUUACUUAUCGAGUUUCUUCCUCAUUCAUCUACGGUUGAAUUCACCCCCACACAAACAUCCAUUGAAGAGUCAAUAAGAAAAAAAACAAUUUUUUUUUUAUUAAAC